AUGCACAACGACACACUCACGAAGUACAUCGUUGAUGACGAUGCCAGGAACGCAGAUAGCAACUGUGCUGGUGGUUCCGUAUGUUGUUAUCGAGAGGACAUUCAAAGGAGUUGCAUUCAUCAUAUCGAGGCAUUCGAACUCCAGCCUGCAGGUGGAUCGACCAUAGCGACACCGUGCUGCAUCGCAGAUGAUACCAGGAGAUGGAAAGCAGAUAAGACAGCAGACACCGUCAUCCCAAAGGCGGUCCUCGUCGAAGAUACCAUCAUCGAAAGCGACGCCGUCGAGUUUGGUGCGACUGCGGAAAGCGUAGCGGACGCGGGAAUGGACUGUUGCAGGACCAGCAGCAACCAGGACAUCGGCGUAGAUAAUGUCGCAGAGAUGGACAGAGCGGUUGGAAGAACGGCGAUCAUAUGCUUGCGUUGCACGAACUCAGCAAAGACCACAUUUGGUUAUGCAGCAACGAAGAUGACACAACCUCACAUUAGCACCAGGAUCCCAGUCGCAGCGCCCCCAGGAGAGAAGUCGGCUGUUCGAGAAUCACCUUUCGUCAGUUUCGAAGCACCAACAUAG
Messenger RNA from Pseudozyma hubeiensis SY62, 570 nucleotides. RefSeq names its product pristinamycin IIA synthase subunit A. Lineage: Eukaryota; Fungi; Basidiomycota; Ustilaginomycetes; Ustilaginales; Ustilaginaceae. The record is from RefSeq and is a predicted model, not a curated record. The transcript has 2 exons. Bases 1 to 570 code for a protein of 189 amino acids.